GCCGUAUCCAGUGGUAAAGAGGUCGGACAGACUGUCCUAAAUAAGUUUGGGAGAGAGACCGAAGCGGCAUAAUGCUGAUGAAAUAAGGCUGGGUGCUUUACGGAUCCAUCAUAACAUGGUCUGAUGGGAUGGCUUCUAAGCUAUUGGACAGACUGCGACGGACACUGUUCAAAGAAGGAGAAGUAGUCGCUAGUGAGCCAAUUGAUGUACAAGAGGACAGCUUCCCAGAGAGUUCUGAGUUAGAUGACACAGAGUGUCUCUCAGAGCGGCUUGGGGGAACACUCUGCUUCGAUGGGGAGAGCGCCAUGGAAUCAGAAGACCCAGGUGAGGCCUCAGGACCAGACAGUGAUUCAGACUUCCUUGGAGAGUCCGUAGAGGAUGGAUUCAGCAGCACAGACACCAGCCCAGUGGGCCUGUCUCCUGGAGUCUCAUCCCUGCUCACAUGUCAGCUGCAGGAGAGCUGGAGGAGCUUACGGAGCUGCACUGUGCCUGAGAAGCUGGUGUUUGAAGUGACUGAUGCCAGUGUGGUGCCAGAGAGCUCCUCCAAGUAUGUGCUCUACACCAUCCAUGUGAUCCAGUCUGGGAUGUUUGACAAAACCCCCGCCGUCAUCACCCGGCGAUACACCGACUUCGAGCGUCUGCACAGCCGCCUUCGCCGUCGUCACGGGGACCACAUGGAGCGUGUCUGUUUCCCCCGCAAGAGGCUGCGUAAGAACUUUGUGGCAGAGACCAUCGCCAAGCGGAGCCGGGCGUUUGAGCAGUACCUGACCCACAUGCACUCGCUGGCUGAGCUGCGGCGCUCGCCCACCUUUCUGGAGUUUUUCUACCUGGGUGACCUGCAGGCUGGCCAGAUGCUGAUGCGCGUGGGCCGUUACCAGGAGGGCCUAGGCCCUCUGCUCAACGGCCUGAGGCUCCAGGAGAAGCUAGGCUGUGAGCAGCAGGGGAUGCAGCAGCCUCACCACCAGCAGCGCACCCACUGGCUCUUCACCCUGCUGGCCCUGGUGACCUGCUUCCAGGAGCUGGAGCAGCUGGGGGAGGCCCAGGAGCACUGUGACCGAGCCCUGAGGGACCUGGCCCCCUCACCGGAGGCCCUGCAGCAGCACCUCUUUCACCCACUGCUCAUCCCUCUCCUCCAGACCAACGUCAGAUUGUCGUGGAAGAUCUCCAAGGAUAAGCGGCGGUGGGAGGUGCUGCUACAGGAGAUCCAGGACUCUGGGGCUGAUGUAGGGAACCAGCCCAGCCUGAAGGAGUACCUGAUGAAGGAAAACCUGGUGGAGAGUGAGGGAAACACUAAGGCCAAGGUCAAACGGGACGACACCACUUAACCCGAAGAUAAUGGUACUCAGUUAGUUAUGAGGAAUGCACUUCAUGUAGCCUAGCCUAGUAAUGAGGUAUUUGGUCUCUUUUGACAUGUAUUUUCUACAGGAAUCUGGACUGUUAGACAUUCAACUGACCAAGUCAUACACAAUAAGCAGAAAACAAUCACAUUGUAUAGAAUGUCUCUAUAGUUCUAUGUAAUCACUUAGCUUUACCUUGUAAAUUGAAAACACUAAAGUUAUUUCAAUCAUUAUAUUUAUGAUACAGCUGCUUUGUAGCAAAUACUAAUAUUUUUUAUUAAACAUUGUAUUUUUCCAGGUCAA
Salvelinus namaycush (lake trout) is the source of this 1640-nucleotide messenger RNA. RefSeq names its product sorting nexin-21-like. Gene Ontology annotation, biological process: protein transport. Gene Ontology annotation, cellular component: early endosome membrane. The transcript is spliced from 4 exons. Gene Ontology annotation, molecular function: phosphatidylinositol phosphate binding. The record is from RefSeq and is a predicted model, not a curated record. Bases 129 to 1325 code for a protein of 398 amino acids. Lineage: Eukaryota; Metazoa; Chordata; Actinopteri; Salmoniformes; Salmonidae.